AUGAAUGUACAUAGAAUGAAAAAAAAAACAUCAUCAUCAUCAAAGAUGCUAUUAGUGAAGUUCGUGAAUGGACUGCGGAAAAAGUCGACCUAUAGAAAUGCAGCAGCAAGUUUAAGUGGCAAAAUUAUGAUGAAACGACACGAUUUGUGUUUAGUCAAUUACAGCUUUAUUUCAAAUCGAUUUCAUGUUGUUGAAUUUUUAGAGAUAUAA
Messenger RNA from Clunio marinus, 210 nucleotides. The record is from the annotation of a GenBank genome assembly. NCBI's taxonomy places the organism in Eukaryota, Metazoa, Arthropoda, Insecta, Diptera, Chironomidae.